Molecule: messenger RNA, 399 nt
Organism: Brettanomyces nanus
Lineage: Eukaryota; Fungi; Ascomycota; Pichiomycetes; Pichiales; Pichiaceae
Exons: 2
Coding region: 1-399 (132 amino acids)
Source: RefSeq, a predicted model, not a curated record
AUGACUCGUGAAUAUCCGCACCCAAAUAAUAUGACUCCGAAAUCGAUCUCUGCAUUAAACUUGGCUUCGAAAUGCUUUGUCCGUGCCUCUAAACCACUAUUCAGUGCCAACCGUGGCUCUGCUGCAGCUGUUAUAUCGAAGCACUUCACUUCUUACAGCAAACCCAGUCAAUCCUAUUACGAUAUGUACAAUCAACCAGCUCACUAUGAUACCACAGAGUCUUCCAAGUCUUUCUCGGAACUCAAAGUGAUUAAUAAUGGAACCGGUUCUAUCGUCCGGGAGGAGAUGACGUUUAUUGACAACACUCAAGAUGACACUUAUUCCAUUCCUGAUGUGCCAUUUGUGCCUAGCGUUUGCAGUGAUGACACGGUUAGUGGGCAAGGGCACAGAAAUCUCUAA